GCUGAUAACCGAGUGUGGGAAGUUGUAAAUACAAAUUUUAAAAAUUAUCGUUACUUAUCAUUGGUUUUUAUUAUUUAUUUAAUGUCACACAAUCAGUAUUAAUCGUCGUAUACGCAUUACAUUACUGUGUUAUUCCGCUUUGUAUGACUCAUUGUAGUAAGAAGAGUCGAGCUGUGUGAGCCGUUUUUGGGAUUGUGUUCAUUGAUUUACUUAAAAAACCAUGUUUGCAAUUAGAAAUGAAGAUUUUGAAAGUGAUUCCGAUAGUAACUUUGAAGAUGAAGAUGAAUUAACACGUAUAAUCCCACCUGAAGUGGAAGACACCAGAGAAUGUAUGAAAGCACGACAUAUCUUAGGAAUCCUUGGUUUUCUAGGUUUUGCAAAUGUGUAUGCGAUGCGUGUUAACUUAUCUGUGGCCAUUGUGGCUAUGGUGAACAACACAGCAAUACCACAACCCUCUACUAAUAGCAACAUUUACGAUCACUGUGUGGCCCCAAACGCCACAAACUCAACACAACCAAACACAUCUGAUGGAGAAUUUGCGUGGGAUGAAGCCACUCAGGGUAUUGUUUUAGGCUCGUUUUUUUAUGGGUAUGUCCUUACCCAAGUACCUGGUGGCCGUUUGGCUGAGUUGUUUGGUGGGAAAUUGGUGUAUGGUGUGGGAGUUUUAAUGACUGCAGUUUUCACUUUACUUAGUCCCAUUGCAGCAAGGAUUAAUUUCCCACUUUUUAUUAUUGUUCGUGUUUUGGAGGGCAUGGGCGAAGGAGUCACGUUUCCGUCAAUGCAUGCAAUGUUGGCAAGGUGGAUUCCUCCCCUGGAAAGGAGUAAAUUUGCAGCCUAUGUUUAUGCAGGAGCCAAUUUUGGAACCGUCAUAUCACUUCCCCUAUCUGGUUGGCUCUGUUCACUAGAAUUAGACGGCGGUUGGCCAUUGUGCUUCUAUUUAUUCGGUUUUUUGGGUAUAAUAUGGUUCGUAUUUUGGUGCUUUCUUAUCUACGACUCACCUUCGACCCAUCCGAGGAUAAAUCCACAAGAGAGAGCUUUUAUUCUAGCCAGUAUCGGCCCUCAAGAUGAAGAUGACAGGGCUGCCAUCCCAUGGCUUAAAAUGCUAACUUGCGUCCCACUUUGGGCCAUCUUAAUCACCCAGUGUGGCCAGUCGUGGGCCUUUUACACCCAACUGACCGAACUGCCUACUUACAUGAGUCAAAUUCUCCAUUUUGACAUUCAAGCAAACGCACUUUUAUCAGCAAUUCCAUAUCUGACAAGUUGGUGGUGCGGGAUUCUCAUCAGUAUCAUAGCCGAUUGGUUGCUGAGUCGAGGAUAUUUGUCUCUCUCUACUUCGUAUAAAGUUUUUAACUCUUUAGCUUCAAUUGUCCCAUCGUUGGGUCUUUUGGGAGUAGCGUAUGUUGGAUGUGAUAGAGUAGCAGUGCAGUUACUUUUGGCCCUUCCGGGGGCUCUUGCUGGCGCUGUUUACGCCGGUAAUCAGAUGAACCACAUAGCUCUCAGUCCGAAAUAUGCCGGCACUAUGUAUGGGAUUACGAAUGCUGCAUCGAAUAUGUGCGGAUUUCUGGCUCCUUAUGUCAUUGGUGUAAUUAUCGAGGGACGGGAAACACUGGGUCAGUGGAGAUUGGUGUUUUAUCUAGCCGCUGGUAUUAAUAUGGGAGCAAAUUUAUUUUAUAUAGCGUUCGCAAGUGCAAGGGAACAACCGUGGUCAAGAUCACAAAGACUGAGUACCAUCAACUGACAGGCGCUUUAUUUAGCAAUGCUUGUUGAUGCUUAGAUCAAGAUUUUUUUAUACCAAUACAUGGUUAAACUUCUGCUUAAUUUAAAAGUAAAUUAUUAAGCAGAAGUUUAGUGGCGCUAAAUAGUUAAGUAUUGAAAAAAAUGUGAUUCCCUAGAAUUAUUAUCGUAUCAACAAGAAAUUACUCCUUAGGAUUUAGGGAUAUUAGUGAAUAGGUUGCCCUAAAUUUGGUUGGGUUGGUUUGUGGUGACAAACAAAAGAUUUUGUAACUAGUGUCAAAAAUUUAGGUUAAAUCACCUGUCAGCUUGUAGAGAUAACUCAAUUGAUAGUUGACAGCAGGUUGACAGAAAACGUCAAUCGUCAACAACAAGGGGUAACCAACCCUAGACAUUCAAAAUUACUUCUAAAAAUUCUAGUCGCCAACAACAAGAAAAACGUAAUUUUCCUAAAAAUUCAAAUCCUAGGUGGUAACUUCUUGAUGACAAAUCUUUAUCUGAUUUAAUUUUGUGUACUAGGUGCAAUGAACAUUAAAAAUAUUUCAAUUUGUUCCUUUACCUUAUUAUAGAAUGUAUACAAAUGUUUUCAAAUACAUCUAUUUACGGAAAACAAUUAUUAAAUGUUAUAUCGUUAAAAUUUAAUUUUGAAGAAUCAUUUAGAAUGAAAAUUUAUGUUAUUUAAUUGUGUACUUUCUAUAAUCAUGGUAUAAUUAAAUGUGAUAAAGCCUUAUCUCACUUUAUUUUAAUUUAUUGUUUUAAUUUCUUAGCCAAUGUAAAUGUUUACAACAACCCUGUAUGAACAAUUUUACGCUCUUUCAAUCUAGAUAAUAUCAACUACAAACGGCCGAACUACACUUUUGUUGAAAGUUUUUAUUUUCAUAUUAAAAUUGUAUAUAAAUUUUAUUGUAAAAUAUAUUUUUUCUAUUUACCACAGA
This is a messenger RNA of Tribolium madens (black flour beetle), 2666 nucleotides long. Its product is annotated as putative inorganic phosphate cotransporter. Lineage: Eukaryota; Metazoa; Arthropoda; Insecta; Coleoptera; Tenebrionidae. The transcript has 8 exons. Bases 221 to 1738 code for a protein of 505 amino acids. Gene Ontology annotation, biological process: transmembrane transport; monoatomic anion transport. The record is from RefSeq and is a predicted model, not a curated record. Gene Ontology annotation, molecular function: transmembrane transporter activity.